ACCGGGCGAUGGUAGCCUCUAUAGCGUCUGCGGCCCAGGACACGGACGCUUUGACCCACAACCCGAAACGCGAGUCUGCUGGAAGUGCUGUGGAGGUCGGACUGAUAUCUAGCGGGGCGAAUACCGUCGCAUCCCUAUCCGUUUCCUCCUCCUCACGCUGACGUCCAUCCGCUGCACACACACACACACACAAAAAAGCCAAACAACUUUUUUCUUUUCUUUUCUUUUUUUUUUUUGAUUACACACUUUUCCUGCACGGGGAAGCGUUUGCCUCGGGCUUUACCGGUCAGCGUUGGAUCCGUCAACUUACUGCGACUCCCCGGUGUACGGCCCGGACCUCUGCCCAAACAUGAUCGCGACGCAGGCGAAGCUGGUCUACCAGCUCAACAAAUACCACAACGAGAGGUGCCAAGCUCGCAAAGCGGCCAUUGCGAAGACCAUACGGGAGGUUUGCAAAGUGGUGUCGGACGUUCUGAAGGAGGUGGAGGUGCAGGAGCCCCGCUUCAUCAGCUCCCUCAGCGAGAUCGACGCGCGCUACGAGGGGAUGGAGGUCAUCUCCCCCAACGAGUUCGAGGUGGUGCUUUACCUCAACCAAAUGGGGGUGUUCAACUUCGUGGACGACGGCUCCCUGCCCGGCUGCGCGGUGCUGAAGCUGAGCGACGGCCGCAAACGGAGCAUGUCGCUGUGGGUCGAGUUCAUCACCGCCUCGGGCUACCUGUCGGCCAGGAAGAUCCGCUCCAGGUUCCAGACUCUGGUGGCGCAGGCCGUGGAUAAGUGCAGCUACCGCGACGUGGUGAAGAUGGUGGCGGACACCAGCGAGGUCAGACUGAGGAUCAGGGAGAGGUACGUGGUGCAGAUCACGCCCGCGUUCAAGUGCACUGGGAUUUGGCCCAGGAGCGCGGCCCAGUGGCCCAUGCCCCACAUCCCCUGGCCGGGUCCCAACCGGGUGGCGGAAGUCAAGGCCGAGGGCUUCAACCUGCUCUCCAAAGAGUGCUACUCGUUGACGGGGAAGCAGAGCUCCGCGGAGAGCGACGCCUGGGUGCUGCAGUUCAGCGAGGCCGAGAACCGGCUGCUGAUGGCCGGCUGCAGGAAGAAGUGCCUGUCCGUCCUGAAGACUCUGCGGGACCGCCACCUGGAGCUCCCGGGACAGCCGCUGCACAACUACCACAUGAAGACCCUGCUGCUGUACGAGUGCGAGAAGCACCCGAGGGAGACCGACUGGGACGAGUCUUGCCUCGGAGACCGACUGAACGGCAUCCUGCUGCAGCUCAUUUCCUGUCUGCAGUGCCGCAGAUGUCCCCACUACUUCUUGCCAAACUUGGACUUGUUUCAGGGGAAGCCGCACUCGGCCCUGGAGGCUGCAGCGAAGCAGACGUGGAGACUAGCGAGGGAAAUCCUCACCAAUGCGAAGAGUUUGGACAAACUAUAAAGCGAUUGUCGAGAAAGGAGCCGAAGAGACAUUUUUUUGGAGGGGGUGUGGGGGGGGGGG
Messenger RNA from Pungitius pungitius (ninespine stickleback), 1489 nucleotides. RefSeq names its product mab-21-like 2 (gene mab21l2). NCBI's taxonomy places the organism in Eukaryota, Metazoa, Chordata, Actinopteri, Perciformes, Gasterosteidae. The transcript has a single exon. Bases 350 to 1429 code for a protein of 359 amino acids. The record is from RefSeq and is a predicted model, not a curated record.